AUAAAAACCCCAGAGCUGUGCACUCUCUGCGAUCCAUGAGCAACCAGGACAAUGGCUGCCUUCACCAUGCUGGUCUUCAUCGCUAUCAACCUGAUUCAGUCAUUCACUGCUGUUCCUUCAAACUGCGAGAUGCUCCAGCCGAGAAAGAUUGACCUGAAGAGUACAACGUUCUCCGGCAAGUGGUAUUUACUGCGUUGGGCAACACAGUAUGAACCUUACCGAAAGGAAUUUGGCCACGUGGACAACGCAUUCUUUCUGAACUCUCCUAUCGUCCCAAUGAACAAAACGUUGAUGAAGGGCUACAUGCGGAUUGGAGAUGAAUGCAUCUCUCAGAUGGAGGCCUACCAUUUAUCGAGUGAUGGUGUGGAUUUUACCUCUGAAGCCAAACCAUUUAUGGUGUUCAGAAUUCUCGACACAAAGAUUCAUACUUCCUUGCUUUUCCACAUGGAGGAGAAGAGAGAAGGCAAAACGUACCACACAAUUUCCCUCUACGGUCGAAAUCCAAUUACAAUGGAGAAUGAAUUGAAGAUCUUUGAAGAACAUGUGCAAAUGUGUGGGGGAUAAAGAAGGAUAAAAUCAUAGUCCCACCUCAAUUGAAGGAUGAGUGCAAGCCGUAAGACGCAGUGGAAGACAUCAAAUGAAAAUAAAAGCACCAACAGCUCAGUAAAGAGGAGCUUUGGAAAUCACUGUCUACCAUCACAUUUCCAAAAUUAAAUUUCUGUAUUAAUUCCAAGUUAGCAGAGCUAGUUAUACUAAUUUAGCAUUAGUUUUAAGACUAUUUUCUGACAAAAUUUGCUUUUCCCAGUCCAAAUAGGGAUUAGAACAGAAAAGUAGGUUCUCCUGCUCAUGCUACAUAGGAUUUAAAUGCAGUUUAAUCUGACAACAAUGCAGUGUCAGUUUGGUUUGUUUAGGCCUGCAGCUAAUGACAAUGCUCUACCCAGCCAGAGUGACAAUGAUUGAAUAAUGUCCCUGUCAAUCACUGCUGCAAGUUGCUAAGGUAGAUUUCAAACACAAAAUUUAUGUAGCAUUUUUCCAUGCACAGCAGUUUCUGGAGAAAUUACCCUUUCUUUUAAAAAAAAAUUGGGAAAAGAUGCUGUAUUUGUUUACUUUGCUCUUUUGACUCUGUUUCUCUGAACCGUGACUUUGUUUGUUGAACAAUAGACCGUCUAAAGGUUCUUAAACAGUGAGCUGACAGACCAGUCUGCAGGGUCUGGAGAUGAGCAACAGCAGGAAAUAGAGCCAACACUUUGGUUACUAGUCAGACAUACUCCUCCUCCCAGGAAGGACCCAGAGCAAAUGGUGUGUCUAACCAGCCUCCAAGGAAUUCCCUUGUGGCCUCCAAUGACAAAGGUUUGAAUAGGAGCAUGUUACACAACAGUCAGCUGACAAGGUGAAUAAUUAUACCUUGCCAUUCUCCUCACCAGCAACACCACAGAUGUGGAUAGACACACUUGAGGGCAACUAUAACUCUCAAGCACGCAAGGAAAACAAAACAGUCAAAUCUGAAGUUUUAUUAUCUGGAUAGGGGUAUAAAAACACUAGAUCGAGAGGGAAUUCCAUGCAGUCUUUUGGCUUAAACUGGCCCCCAUUAUUUCCUUUUGAUUUACAGUCAUUAUUUGAAGCUGGUUGAAGAAUGAAUGAAGCACUAUGACGAAUGUGAUUUCUCAGAAUACUUGAUCACGGGAACAGAAAGUAGUAAGAUUAGUCUAUUCAAACAGUGGAGAAUUUUAAUGAAAGGGGAAGUUUCACUUCUUUGGAGAAGUGUUUUGACAAAAGGACACGAGGGGAGAAGAGAUAUUUAUUUUAAACAGUGAAUUAUAAUGAUCUAGAAGGAGCUGUCUGAAAGGGUGGUGGAAAUAGAUUUAAUUAUAAUGUUCAAAAGGAAAACAAAUGAUCUCAGAAAAGACAUGCAGGGUUUGGGGAAAACUGCAGCAGAGUGAGAAUAAUUAGAUAACUCUAGGUGCUGGCAGAGGCAACCAGAAAACACUGGGUCUUUCUGUUUUAAAUUAUGAAUUUAUGAUAUGUCAUUGAGCUUAAGCUCCUGAAUGCUGGAAGUUUGCCUUCAAUGCCAUUGAGACAAGAACACAAUGAUGAUAGACAAAGAGGAAAAAUGAGAAAGGAAAAUGGUCAAUAGGUUCAGAGAAAAAAUUUAGAAAGAGCUGGCAACAAAGAGAUUCUGAACAGUACAGCACUGGACAGGCCAUUUGGCCCACGAUGUUGUGCCGAUCAUGAUGCCAAUUUGUACUAAAUGCCUUCCUGCUGUGCAUCAUCUAUAUCCCCUCAUAUUCAUCUGUCUAUCUAAAAGCCUCAAACUCCAUCAAACUGCCUGCUUCCACUAUUACCCUGGUAACCCAUUCCAGACACCUCCCACUCUUUGCAUAAAGAAACUUGCCUCUCACAUCGCCUUUGACUGGUUGUCAAAGUUUGAGUUAUCAGAUUUCUAAGGAUUUAUAAAAAUGAUCUGUAUCGGUUUAAAUUACGCUAACAGUUUAUUAGCUUGUGCUCUUUUUGCUUGAGAUUUGAAUAAAGAGUGACAGUACUACA
Messenger RNA from Pristis pectinata (smalltooth sawfish), 2544 nucleotides. Its product is annotated as major urinary protein 3-like. NCBI's taxonomy places the organism in Eukaryota, Metazoa, Chordata, Chondrichthyes, Rhinopristiformes, Pristidae. The record is from RefSeq and is a predicted model, not a curated record. The transcript is spliced from 6 exons. Bases 52 to 564 code for a protein of 170 amino acids.